Messenger RNA from Lactuca virosa, 720 nucleotides. NCBI's taxonomy places the organism in Eukaryota, Viridiplantae, Streptophyta, Magnoliopsida, Asterales, Asteraceae. The record is from the annotation of a GenBank genome assembly.
AUGUCUGGAGCUUAUUCAGACGCGAAAUGUUACAAAGUCACCGGAAGUGCGUCCGAGUUGUACUACAAAGGAUCUACGGAUGACUACAUGGUUUUACGUGUAACUGAGGAUGGAGAUGCUUACAUAUAUUCGUUGGAAGCUAAUUCAUGGAGAAAGCUGUAUUGCACGGAGGAUUUAACACGUAGACGAACCAAACUUGUUUGGGGUGCAAGUAUUCUACACAAUGGAAACAUCUAUUUCAUAGAUGAGGACGUGAGAAGAAUUAGAAGUCGAUUAUCGUUUUCGGUUAUAAAGUUCAACACAAAGAAGGAAAAGUUCACAGUGAUGGAAACUCCUCGUUUUGGAGAUGUAACGACUGACUAUUUGAACUCCAUGGUUCUAGAAAAAGAAGGAAAACUUCACUUGUGUGUGACCUAUAAACGAAAUUCUACAGAUCAGUUGGGUGGAAAGUUAUGGAGGAUGGAUGGAGAUGUAUUUCGGAGGAAGGUGGUGAGGUAUCAGAUACCAGGAAAGUUUUAUUACUUGAAACCGCUGCAUUUGAUGAAGAAUGGGAAUUGGGUCACAGUUUGUCGAUCUGGAUGCCAUGUGAACGAACUCGAUCCAGGUAGGGAUUUUGAAAAGAGUUCGUAUGCAACAACAAAAAAGGAUUAUAAAAUUGAUUUCCGAAAAAAAGGGAUAUACAUCGAGACUUUGGUGUCGCCCAAUCGAAAGAUGAAGUAA